AUGGAUUUCAAUCCAUUCCAAGACUCUGCAAAAUUUGUUGAACUACUAAAUAGUCAACAAAAGGUAGUCUUUGGCAGUCAAGGCAGUGCUUCUCGGUCAUCAUCGCAAGUUCCUUUCUUCAGUCAAGGUACAGAGGAAGGUCGUGAUCUUCCAGCAGAGCGUAAGGAACGAAGAGCGUGGACUCCAACAGAUGAUAUAGUGCUUAUUAGCUCGUGGUUGAACACGAGCAAGGAUCCAGUUGUUGGGAAUGAGCAGAAGUCAGUCGCUUUCUGGACAAGAGUUGCAACAUACUUUUCAGCUUCUCCUAAGCUUGCUGGCAGUGAAAAAAGAGAGGGUCCUCAAUGCAAGCAACGCUGGCACAAGCUGAAUGAAGCAGUUUGCAAGUUUUGUGGGGCGUAUGAAGCAGCCACAAGAGAGAAAAGCAGUGGUAUGAACGAGAAUGACAUUGUAAAAUUAGCUCACGAAAUAUUUUUUAACAACUAUAAAAAGAAGUUCACUCUAGAACACGCGUGGAAGGAGCUCCGCCAUGACCAGAAGUGGUGUGAGGUCGCUGCAGCUAAAAAUGAAAGCACCUCCAAAAGAAGGAAGUUCGAGGAUGGAAGUCAUUCAGCCAGCUCUCAAGUCCCUGAAAACCCUGCUGCUGUGGAUGGAACAUCUCGUCCCCCGGGUGUUAAGGCUUCAAAAGCUCGUGGGAAGAACCCACAGGCUGAGGAGAAACGGCUGUCUGACUUCCAGAGUAUGUGGAGCAUCAAGCAGAAUGACUUGGCAAUGAAGGAAAGACUCUCCAAGCUGAGGAUACUUGAGAAUCUUCUUGCAAAAGACCCACCACUAGCUGAUUAUGAAGAAGUGAUUAUGAAAAAGCUGAUAAAUGAGUUGAUGAGUACUACUUGUCAUGUCAAGGUCAAGAAGAUCGAACUUGAACUUGUGAAGGAGUACUUCUUUUGGGAGCAUUUGUCGUUGGUUCUCACGGACAUAAAGACAUUCGUCUUAAGAACGAAGAAAAAAAGAAAAAAACGGGCUUAUAUCGAAAGACAUCGUGAAGAAGGCCAUAUUCGUUUAUGGAAUGAUUAUUUCAGUGAAACUCCAACGUAUCCUGAAAUUUUUUUCCGGCGACGUUUUCGAAUGAACAAGCCAUUGUUCCUACACAUUGUUGAUCGACUCUCCAACGAAGUUCAAUAUUUCCGGAAAAAGAAAGAUGGGCUUGGAAGGAUUAGUCUCUCUCCCCUUCAAAAGUGUACCGCAGCCAUUCGUGUCUUGGCGUAUGGUUCUGCAACUGAUACGGUCGAUGAAUACCUCCGGCUCGGUGAAACAACCACUCGGUUAUGCGUGGAAAAUUUUGUGAACGGAAUAAUAUUGUUGUUCGGCGAUGAGUACUUAAGAAGACCAACACCGGCUGAUCUUCAACGUCUACUUGAUGUUGGAGAGCAUCGUGGAUUUCCCGGGAUGGUAGGAAGCAUCGAUUGUAUGCAUUGGGAGUGGAAGAAUUGUCCCACUGCUUGGAAAGGGCAAUAUUCUCGUGGUUCGGGUAAACCAACAAUCGUGUUAGAGGCCGUUGCUUCAUACGAUCUCUGGAUAUGGCAUGCAUUUUUUGGACCUCCAGGUACAUUAAAUGAUAUCAAUGUUCUUGAUCGCUCACCUGUUUUUGAUGACAUAAUAAAAGGUCAAGCUCCAAAUGUCACUUUUUCCGUCAACGGAAGAGAGUAUCAUAUGGCUUACUAUCUUACCGAUGGUAUUUACCCGAAAUGGGCAACUUUUAUCCAAUCUAUUCCACUACCACAAGGGCCGAAAGCAGUUUUAUUUGCUCAACGUCAAGAAGCUGUCCGAAAAGAUGUCGAGCGUGCUUUUGGAGUCUUGCAAGCUCGCUUUGCCAUUGUUAAAAAUCCAGCUCUGUUUUGGGAUAAAGUCAAAAUUGGGAAGAUUAUGAGAGCAUGUAUCAUACUCCAUAAUAUGAUAGUAGAAGACGAACGAGAUGGAUAUACUCGAUAUGAUCUUUCAGAGUUCCAACAAGGAGAAGACACCGGAACUCCACAUGUGGAUCUCACGUAUUCUACGGAUAUCCCUUCCAAUGUCGCCAAUAUGAUGGGUGUUCGGACUAGAAUUCGUGAUAGGCAAAUGCAUCAACAACUCAAAGAUGAUUUGGUUGAACAUGUAUGGCUUAAAUUUGGACGUGAUGAAGACAACAACUGAUCUCGAAUGUAUCUUUCAAUUUGUUAUCGUUUUUUUACUUAUCUUUGUUUUGAAGUUUAAUAUUAAAAUCUAUGUUAAAAAUAUUUUCUUUUUUAAUGUUGUACUUUAAUAAAUAAAAUCUUUUCUUAAAAAAAAGGGAAAAAAAAUCUGUUUUUU
Brassica napus (rape) is the source of this 2343-nucleotide messenger RNA. RefSeq lists its product as uncharacterized. Bases 1 to 2187 code for a protein of 728 amino acids. Lineage: Eukaryota; Viridiplantae; Streptophyta; Magnoliopsida; Brassicales; Brassicaceae. The record is from RefSeq and is a predicted model, not a curated record. The transcript has 5 exons.